GGUUGGUACGCUCACGUAAGUAACAAACUGACGUCAUGUGCAAAACAUCGUCAUAGAAAGAACAAGGAAGUUGCUAGGUACAUAAAGCUUUGUAGUAAACUAGUCUGUUUAAAUUGUACAAGUGACGACUUUCUGUGAUUGAUUUUUUUUAAAAAAACACUAUUUCAGUGCUGCGUUACUCCCAGUAGUGUGUUCAUCUUGCAUAUAAUGGAUUCAGAAGAGGAAACACUUUAUGAUGAUGGUGAUUCUGGGAAUGAAUCUAGCGGGGAAGAUACUUUUGCAAUGGAAGUUGAGACAAAUAAUGCAAGGGAGCGACAGACUGAUGUUGACGACUAUCCAUACGAAGUAUUAUCAACCGAAGAAAUUGUUCAACACAUGGUAGAUUCUAUCAAAGAAGUGAAUAAUGUUGUGGAGAUUCCAGCCACGACAACUAGAAUUUUAUUGAAUCAUUUUAAGUGGGAUAAGGAAAAGUUAAUGGAAAGGUUUUAUGAUGGAGACCAGGACCAGUUAUUCGCAGAAGCAAGGGUUAUUAACCCGUUCAGAAAGCCUGCCGUCAACAGACCUAAGCCCUUGAAGAAAACAGCAUCUGGCACGGAAGAAUGUGAGAUCUGCUUCAUGGUGCUGAGGUCAUCAAUGAUGACGGGUUUGGAAUGCGGCCACAGAUUUUGCACGCAGUGCUGGGGAGAAUACCUUACCACAAAGAUAAUGGAGGAAGGCGUUGGGCAGACAAUUGCGUGUGCGGCACACGGCUGCAACAUCCUGGUAGACGAUGCCACUGUUAUGCGGCUGGUAAGAGAUGCCAAGGUGAAACUGAAAUACCAGCAUCUCAUCACCAACAGUUUUGUAGAGUGCAACCGGUUAUUGCGGUGGUGUCCCUCCCCGGAUUGCAACAACGCAAUCAAGGUGCAACACGUGGAAGCGCGGCCGGUGACGUGUAAAUGCUCGCAUACGUUUUGUUUUGCGUGCGGCGAGAACUGGCACGAUCCCGUCAAGUGCCAGCUGCUGCGGAAGUGGAUCAAGAAGUGCGACGAUGACUCUGAGACGGCUAAUUGGAUUGCGGCCAACACAAAGGAAUGCCCGAAGUGUAACGUCACCAUAGAAAAGGACGGGGGCUGCAACCACAUGGUAUGCAAGAACCAGAACUGCAAGGCAGACUUCUGCUGGGUGUGCCUAGGCUCGUGGGAGCCCCACGGCUCGUCGUGGUACAACUGCAACCGGUACGACGAGGAGGAGGCGAAGGCGGCACGCAACGCUCAGGAACGCUCUCGCUCCGCGCUGCAGCGGUAUCUGUUCUACUGCAAUCGCUACAUGAACCACAUGCAGUCCCUCAAGUUUGAGCACAAGCUGUAUGCCUCCGUCAAGGAGAAGAUGGAAGAGAUGCAGCAGCAUAACAUGUCUUGGAUAGAGGUUCAGUUCUUGAAGAAAGCUGUAGACAUUCUGUGCCUGUGUCGGCAGACACUCAUGUACACAUAUGUCUUUGCUUACUACCUUUGUAAAAACAACCAAUCCGUCAUAUUUGAGGAUAACCAAAAAGAUCUGGAAAGAGCAACAGAACUUCUUUCUGAAUAUUUGGAAAGGGACAUCACGUCUGAAAACCUUGCAGACAUUAAACAGAAGGUUCAAGACAAGUACAGGUACUGUGACGGCCGACGCAAAGCUCUCCUGGAGCACGUCCACGAAGGCUAUGAGAAGGAGUGGUGGGAGUACACAGAAUGAAUUAUUUUAUUUAUUUUAUCUUCAGUCCAGAGCUGAUUACUACACAUUUUACCAUCUUUUUUUCACAUACUUCAGUUUUAAAGGUCCCGCCAUUCAUUCAUUUAUCCAUUUUCACCCUAAAUUUUUUGGUGGAAAAGCUGAUUAAAUAAAUAAAUGCUUUUUCUCUAUUGUGCAAUUUAUUAUUCGACACAAUUUAUUAUUGGAAAGUCGGUGUUGAAUUCAAUGACAAUUCCGAUUGAUGCGAGAACUAUUCUGUAACGUUGGGUGCCUCGUAGCAGCGUGCAGACGUUUGCGUUGAGGGGCGGGCGUGGAAGUCAGUUUUGAUAAUGCUUCCAGAUGUAAAAUAUAUACAUAAUAUAUAGCAAAAUAUGAGCGUUUGCAUUAUCGUUGUUUUGCUGUUAACGUGUUUUUACAUGCCUUACGUAAUAAAUAUGUUUUCACCAUGUGCUAUCUUGCCAUUAAUUUCUGAAUGCCAUGUUAAAUUAAAAGGAUAAUUGUACAUGUUCUUACAGCACAUCUAUGCAUAUAGGUAUGUCAGGAGUUAAGUAAACCAAAUUUUUUAUAUAAUUUUUUUUUAAAAACUGGCAUGGAUGUGAUGCAUAAAUAAAGUUUUUUGGUACCAAAUCAUAUGAAUACACAGUUGUUUGGAAUCCUUAUUUGUAAUGUCAGCAUUAAUUUGAGCUGUGUGGAGGGGUAUAUAUAUAUUUUAAAUUUAAAUUACUUAUUUUCUGUAAACGGUGCACAUGUCAUGAAUUGAAAAUUGAACGUUAUGUCAUGUAUCUUCUUUCCUGCAUAAUUUGUUCCCUAAAAUAACAUUCAUGCAUGAGUAUUUGUGUUCAUUAGGGACCUGAAAAAAUAGUGAUCGCGAUAAACUCUAAAAAUAACAUGAAUUGUAAUAUUUUGAAGUUAAAAUUUGAUUUUCUAAUUUUUUUUAGUCUUUUACGCGAAUUUCUACGCAAACGAAUGUUACAUUUCCAAAACUAUGCUCUUGUUUUGUACCUCUUUUUCCCAACACCAAGAACCAUCACGUAUCGUCGCAUGCCAGGCAGAGAGCUGGAAAAGCUUAGUUGAAAAACUACACGCUCUACAUCUAAACUGCGUUACCUAUGCCUGUUUUGACCACUGUUUUUUUUUAUUGCCUUUGAAAUGUCAUUUCGGAUGUCAGAUGAAUGUGAUAAUACUUAGUAAUUUCCGAGAAAAGGAAAAGGGGGGGGGGGGGGAGAGAGAGCGAGCUAAUGGAGCUGUGGUAGGCUCCUUCUCCUCUAUUCACCAAUCAUUGUUCCCGCUGUGAAGGUAGCCCCCUCCCCCUUCUCUUUCGCAAACACAUGCGUGUAUCCCCACACUUCUUACUUCUGUUUAUAUGUUUGCUUUCUGAAUGACGUCUUUUUUUUGCUGCAAUGAUCAAAGUAAUAUUUAUAAAUACCUACUUGCGGCUUUAACACAGGCCGUGUAAAUAACACUGUUUUCAAGAUUUCCAGUCUUAAAUGUUAAUUUCUCCACAUAAAAAUUCCCAAAAAAUGUGAUUAGUGCAAGGCAACAAUCUGACGAGUUUAAAAGUGACUGUGUUCAUGCAUUCAAUGCGUUAAGACUAAUGUGUGAACACUGCAACUGCAGAGUUACGUUAGAAAGAAAAGAUUCUGUUACAAAGCACUUAAAAAGUGACAAGUGUGAACACAAGGCAAAACUACUCUAGUGGUAAUGAUAUUGGACAGUGACCCUUCUGCACCAAUAUUCAUGACUUUAAAUAAAUGUUUCAACUCAAUGAACAUCAUUCUUAACAUGUCAGAAGAUGUAAUUUCACUAGUGAAAACGUGAAAACUAUUCCCGAACUCCAUCACUUUGAGAACACCGGUCAUUUCUAGGGUUACGAAUCCUGUAAAGAAGAUGUGCAAGGGAUUAACAAGACAGAAAAGCACAUAGAUAUGUUGAAAAUGCCGACUUCUCAGAGUAAAUCAGUUUGCACUAGCAGUCUGCAUGCUGUUUGUAGACCUACAAAAAAUGUUAUGACAGUGAAAGGUUUAAUUAGUCACUACAACUUGGUCAUCACAGACAAAAGGCAGUACCUGAAUGAAAGCAAUGUUGUGUUCACCAUGCUGUCUUUUGAUGACUAAAUUCAACACUUAACAGUUUGAAUUUUUAUGCACCUUUAGUUUUAAAAGAAGUAAGAUAAAACAGUUACAAAAUAUAAUUUCUGUGAAAUUAGUUGUAAGUAUUAGGUUAUGGUUUAAUGUUUUAAAAUUAAAUGCCAUCAAAUCAAAGUGAACUUAAAAAUAUAAUAUUUUUUGUUCGCUUUUAAGAAAUAAUAACCUCCCUUUUUUUCAGGUCUCUAGUUACGACUAAACACAAAUAUGUAUGAAGUUAAUAAAAGCCUAAAAAUAAUAUUGUCCUAAAAUUAAUAUUAUGGACUUAAAUGGUGAAAUUUUUGUUUGCUGGAUAUUUUUUAUCCCAAAACUUAAUUAAUUCUUUGGCAUUAAUGCCUUUAUAUAUAAAAUUAUAUUUGAUGAUGCAUGUAACACAGAUAUGCAAUACAGAUGGAGAUAUCACAAAUUCAAGUCACAAAUUCAGUUUGAUCGAGCUCCUUGCGUUAAUAUUGUUCAGGAGUUUCCCGGACAAUAUGAUGGGAUUUCAGGCGUUUGAAAUCCCAUCAUGAGUGAAAGAAAUAGCAUGAAAGUUGAUUAAAAAAAUAUGUAUAUAAAGUAAACACAAUUAAUUGUAGUUGGUUGUACUAUUUUGAGCCAUAAUUUAUUAGCCCUAGUACACUAAAAAAAUCCAAUUGAUAUAUAAAUCAAUUAGAAACUGCUGUUGCAUUGGUUCAGAACAACUCCACUAACAGUUAUUUGUGCCACCUGCCUUGAAGACAGGUCUGCACGUGACAUUGCAGCAAUGGCUUCGUUGUUCUGCACUCACCUCUUUCAAUCUUUUGCUAGUAGAGAUGACUUGACUUCACUAGCUUAUCUCACCUAUCCAUCCAUUUCUAAUGCUAUAUUGAUAACCACUCAAUACAUGCUCAAAAUGCAUUGCCAUACACACAAUGUCGGUCAAGCACAGUUUUGCACUUAUUUUUUUACACCUGAGGAGGUCUUUAUUUACUCUUUUGCUGAGUUAUUUUAUUCCUAAAUGUUUUCUUUUGAAACAAAUUUUCAACUCCAUUAAAUAUUCUUAAACUUUACUGCAAGUAGCCACAGAAAAUAAACUUUGUGCAUGUUUUGCGAAAACUUGUGCAUUACUCAAGUGACGAAACUCAGACUUUUUGUGAUAAUGAGACAUAAAAUAUCAUUUUGGUGAAAUGUUGCCAUCAAAAUUGUUACAUGUUUAAUAGUCAAAUUAAUUUUCUUGCAACAAAAUACUGAAAAUGGAUUUCUCUCGCUGCUUGCUAAAAGCGGACAUAAUCCUUGUUUAUGCUUUUAUCUUUUGAUCACAAUUAAAAGACUUGUGGGCCUUGUAUAGCAUUGUUUUAUUUGGGAGACGUCUGAAUUCUUAACACCCAAAAUGGACUUUCACCGCUUACUGAAAGAUAGUACAACUAUAAUGUUUAUAUAUUUGGUGAUAAGAGACAUGUUUGCCCUUUAAAAGUAUCUAUUUAGUAAGAAGAAGUACUGUAUUUAAAUUAAUGUUUCACUCACUGAUCAUUUAACAUUUCUCAAGAAACCAUUAAAGAAUAAUAAAUAUAUCAACAUUAUGAGAAUAAAUGUUGUGUCAGGCCUUUUUAUCGUAUGCACAUUAAAUUUGCAGAUAAUAUAUUUAUUAUGUUUGGUAUUUCAGUUAAAACUAUAUUGGAGUUGAAAAUCUGGUAAAAAUUCUAAUACAGCAUGGCUGUGUCAAUAUACUUUGUGUUAAAUGAUACCCAAGGUAAUAAGACCUGUCACACAAAAUUUUCAUUUCAGCUGUAUUACUUUCUCCAAAAACUACUGUAUUUUUUCCUCAGUUAUUUAAUGUUUUAUAAAGUUAUUUUUAGUGGGGAUUCUUUUUAAUUUUGCUAUUAUACAUAAUUCCUUAAAAUUGAAAUCCAUUAAGAAUCUAAGAAACUAUUUACGUGUGUCAACAUCUUGGUUGUUAAGAUGCAGGUUGUUAUUGUAACAUUGCUGGUGUUUGUGUGUGGCAGUGCAUUACGUGGCAAGCAAGCACUUGGUUUGCAAUGCGUGGUCAUUAGUCUCUCUGCUUGUGCUGCUCGCUGCAAAUCCCGGAGCAAGACGAGAUUUUGUUGAAGCGCACUUGCCGGCCCCAGACAUUUUGGUGAGUUGUGAUAGGGUGACAGCAUCAUGUUUCCUCGCCGGUGAGGACCGAAACAUGGAACGUCUCCGUCACCUUAAGUUACUGCUUGGUUUGAACUUUGAUUUUGUGUUUGCCAAAAGUGCAAUGUUCGUUACAUUACAAUUGAAAACCACUGUGUAAAAAAAAUGUAAUGCUUUACCUCAGUAUAUUUGUUGUCUUUAUAAAACAAAAUGUGAAAGUAAAGCAAGAAAAAUUCACUGAUGCUAUCUGCAUUCCAGUAAACACUCUGCUCUUUGGUCACAGUUGGAUACAAACGAUUGUAUUCUUUCUGUCUAUUAUGUAUUGACAGGUAUGAAUCUAUUGAUCAACCAGCAAGUGAAUUGUAACGUAAAGACGUACAUAUUCUUUACUUACAUUCUUAAUCUGAUUCAAUCAGAACUAAAAAGGGCCGCUCACUGUAGGCAGCCAUUAUAGUUAAACACUCUUUCAAUAGCAUGCAUGGAACUAGUUUUCCUGCAUUGCUGCCAGUUUGAGGAGAAGAAUAUGAAAAUGUUUUGUUGACUUACGGUAGACAAUACUUAUUUUAAAUGUUGCAUUAUAGUUGGAAGUAUAAAAUAAAAGUAUCCCAGAAGAAAACAUUACCAAUGUAAUGGAAGCCUGAAACUCCAUUUUUUUUUUAUUAUUAGUGUAAUAUACCUUCCACAUUCUCCCUUCUUCCCCACCCCAAUUUUUUUUUUUAUAACUUGUUCAUCCAUAGGUAAAUCAUGGAAGUCUAUCAUUUUUUAAUUUAGAAGUAUCAGAUCCUAAUUGUGAUUUCUCCCCCUUGCUAUUCUUUGGAAGUACUUGAUUACUGGUUAAAGUAAGCUCUUUAUAGAGUGCAUGUAGUGCAAAUUCUUAUUUCUCAACCUUUUUUUCUUCAUGGUAUUUGUGUGUUUUGAAAGUAGGUUCUUAAGACUUAUGAAGUGCAUGUGACAUUAUUGAAAUUUUUUCAAGUUUCAGCCCUGAUUAAAUAUAUAUUGCUAAUAUCUUAUGUUUAGGGGGCAUAAUAUUAAACGUUUUUAAGCUAAUGCCAAGAAAUAUUUCAAAUUCUUAGUAAUAUACAAGAUGAGCACAUAAGAUCAGUACACUUUCAAAAAAUCAUAAAAAUUUAACGUUGCAGCAGAUUCUCCUGAAACAUUUUUCAGUCAAUAGAGAAUAUCUGAAAGUUACUUUACUAGUUACAGUCACUCAAUAUGCGCUCCUCCAGUUACGUGGCAAACAUCGAGGUGGUAUUCAAACUCAUCCCACACUGUGUAAUGUGUCGGCAGCGAUGGCGGUGAUGCACUCAAUUGCCACUAGAAUUUGCUGUCUCAGAUCUGGCAAAGAUAGCGGCAGAGGUGGCACAAACGCUUUGUCUUUGACAACCCCUAAGAAGUAAAUCGCAGGGGGUUAAGUUUGAUGAUCGCGGUGGCUAUCUGGCCCACACUGCAUCAUCGACACUUGCACGAACGAGCCAUCUUCUAGGGAUAUGUGUGUUUAGGUGUUCCCUCUUGUAAAAUAAAGUCGUUUGAAUCUUCUCCCAAUGAGGCAGAAGCCACAAGGUAAGCAUGUUGAGGUAGGAAUGACCUGUGACAGUUUCUUCAAUGAAAAAGAAGGGCCCAUUGAAUCAUCUCCCUCAAUAUGGCACAGAAUACGUUUACUUUUGGGGAAUCUCUCUCAUGCUCGAUAGUGAUAUGAGGAUUUUCCUUUCCUCUAAAACGCACAUUUUGGCUAUUCACUUUGCCAUUCCUGUGUAACUUGUCAUUGAAAAUUAACCUUAUGGGUAGGUUGUUGUGGCAUAUCCUCACUAGCACCUCUGAGCAGAAUGUGUAACUUGCAUCAUAAUCAUUUGUUUGAGUGCCUGGACCAACGGUUUCAUCCGCAAAUGUUUGUGCAAGAUUUUCAAUACUGUUGUUUGGGGCAUCUGCAGUUCAACGACUUGCUCACCUAGUGGAUUUCUUUGGGCUACGCAAAAAUGAUUCUCGAAAGCGGUCCACAUCUUCUGGCACAGAGGGUAGACCACAAGUCUUGCCUUUGCAAAUGCUUCCUUUCUCUGGAAACUUCUUGUACCAGACUUAAAUGGAUAACUGGCUUGAUGGUUUUGCAUUAAAAUGUCCACAAAAUUCAUGUUGUACAACAGUUACUGACUCUCUUUUCGCUAACUGAAGCACACACCAACUCUUCUGCUGUGCAGUAGGCACCAUUAUAAACUCUACCUGUUUAUAGCAACCUACAAAUCCAAACCUUUUGAUGGAAAUAAAACUUUCAGGUAUUCUCUAUUGGUUGAAAGAAGUUUCAGAUAAAUCAUCCACACCAUUUAGUUUUUAUGAUUUUUCUGAAAGUGUACUGAUCAUUUGUGCUCAUCCUGUAUAUUAAAUCUGAGUGGAUCGCGAUGGCUUUGGGCUGAUCUCUAUAUCGUAAAUCUUGCGUGCCAUUAAAGGGAAAGAAUAUUUAAAUCAUAAAAAUCAUAUUUAAAAAAUUUAGAAAGAGAUUUUUUGUUUGGGAUACUAGGACAGAAGUGGCCUCAACCCAGAGGCCGAGUUACAUGUAAUGAGUGCUGUACUUUGGAAAUCCUGCAUGCACAUUUGUGCAGGUGGAUGAUGAGCAUACAGUAAAACCCUCGAGGGUCUCACCUACCUGGGUGCACACAAGGUGUGCAGAGUUCCAGAAAAAACCACAUCAUUUAGUAACUGCUCUAGAUAUCCGAGUGGUGUUUGUUUAUGAAAAGCAUUUUUAAACAUCCUGAGGGCAGAGAAAUCAUUUUGUUUCUUGAUUUUGUUUCUAAACAGUAUUUUUAGAAACGUGGAAAUGGCUAAAAUGUAUGUUUGCAGAAUAAUUUGUAGUCAUGGAAAUAUCCAGACAGAUUCUUGAAAGUACUUGAGGGACUUGUAUCAUACCUUUAUCUUCAUUUAUCUGCAGUAUAAUGUUAUGGUUACAUUAAAAACAUCAUGGUUGCCCUAGGCAAUAUGAGAAGACUGCGCGCUAGUUCAGAGUAUUGUGAUUAGAGGCAAUAUUGAGCUAGAAGUACCAGCAAGCAUUGACCUUAUCAUUCCUCCUCACUAAAAAAAAAAAUAGGCGAGCACCUUAAGAAAAUCACUCUUAAAAAAAAUUUCUUGCAUAAUAUGUUAAAAAAAUGUAGUACUUAACAUAUUAAUAUAUACACAUUUACCCUUUAGAUAAGUUCCCUGUUAAUAAGUCAAAAUUUCUAAGUAACUUAAUAAAUUUCUUAAUAGGGAUUUUCUUUAUUUGUAAGACUUUUGAGUUUACUUAAAGCUGGAACACAUUCUGUGGUUUCAUUGUUAAUCUUAAUGUGGCAGUUCAACUUUCAGACAAGUAUCCAUAGUAGAUUAGUAAAUUCCUAUACAUUUUCUAUAUUGGAGUUAAACUGCUUGAUUUCUAAGCUCACUGCCAUUAUUUUCAAAAGGAUAUCUGUUAAAUCUUAGGUACAACCCAUGGUCAUCUAACAGUGUAAUGUGUUCUAGUGAUAUAUAUUUAGUUGCAGUUCACAGUUAUUUCGCUCGCCAUAUACCACUUGGGUUUUAAUUUUUUAAAAUAUUUAUUGCAUGCACAUGGAUAUUUUAAAAGCUUCCUCUUUGUACAUUAGUUUUACAUGUAAUUGUAAUUGGAAUGGUCGUACCAUUUAUUGUUAGUAAUUGGUAGAAAUUUACGAGCCAAUUUUUUUUUUCCUGGCUGUAUUAUUAUAUUGUGUAUUUUAUGAUGGAUAUAGUUGAUUGUGUGCUAAAUUUAGUGUAGAAGUACUUAUCUUGGGAAAAUGCAGUUCAAAACAUUCAGAAUAAAGUUCACUGGCAUGUAAUGGAUAUUUGUCUGACAAAUUAUGAUAUAAAUUCAAAGAUAAAAAAAUUGACUACUCAGCAAUUAAAUCAUACAUUUGAUCUUGAUUUUCUAAUCCUUGUUACCGCAUUUAAAUAAGAAGCUUUUAAUUAUCUAUUACCUAGUUCUACUAUGUGUCAUUAUUGCUUGCUUGUCUUUUUCUUAUCCACAGUUAAGGAUUAACAAUUAUAUUUCCAUAAUAAGGAUUGAUUGGUAGGUUUUGUCUGAAAAUUAUUUGGCAGAAGCACUGUGCAAUAUCUUCCUAUUCAACCAAAUGUAUUGCCACAAUACCACUUUACUUUGUUGUUUUAUUUUAUUUGAAUAUAUCAACCUGCAUGGUGAUAGUAUAUGAUUCAUUAUUAGUGAUUGUAUUUGUCAAACUGGGCACCAUCCCCUCUUGAGUUUUCAGUGAACAAUAUUUCAUUUUUAAUUUUACAAAAAAAAAAAAAAAGAAGAAGCUUAGCUCAACAACUCUUAAUUUCAAUAGAAAAAUAGAACUGCUACUUUUUAAAGUAAUUUUUUUUAUUUAAAUGUUUUUACAUUUGUGAUAAAAUAUAUAAUAUUUAGGGUUGCUCAUUACAAAAUAUAUUGCUAUUUCUUUUAGUUAUUUUAGAUAAUAGUAUUAAAGAACAAAGAGGUGUGUUCAAAUUAGUUUUUUUUUGUGUUCUUGAUAUACUUCAUAAAUUAUUUUGCUUGUACAAAUUUUUGAAGUGAAACUUCUUUGCUGAGGGGGCUCCAAUUUUUGAGCAUUCUGAACAUUUGUAUCCCAUGAGGGGAAUAGUUAGGUAAGUGGUGGGGGGAACUGGUAGAGGAGGAGAAUGCAUCAGCAGCGACGCCACUCAAACGCAUGCACCAAUGGUUUAAUUUGGGGGGGGGGGGGGGAAAUGACAAGAAAAAAGGUGGGAGGGAUAGAUUCAUAGUGUAGCAUGCUAUAUGCUAUUUGUAAUGGCCGGAAGGGGAGGCAGCAGGGGAGAGAUAAAAAUGAUGCAGCAGUGAUGCUAUGGAAUUCUCAUAACGCUGCUUGAGUUUGUCUGCUCCUUAUUUUUCAUAACGGCUAACAAUUGACUCUACCAUAUUUCUUUUAUUUAAUUUAAAAUAUCUACAAUUUAUUUUUUAGUGUGGAAGAGAAUUAUUGAUCUGUGCAAUUAGCUUUAUAAAUAUCAUUCAUUUUUAUGUGACUAUUGUGAUUCCAAUUGAAAUAAAUAUGUAUAGACUUAAAGGUUAGCUACAUAAGUAUAAUUUAUUUUUGGUAUUGAACACUGUAAUUUGAAAUGUCAAAGGACUUAUAGACUUGUGAGAUAAACUUUAUAAGUAUAAUUUAUGUUCCAUUGGAGUGUUUUUUGUUAUAUAAUUUUACGAAAUUAGAGAUAAUGAUUUAACAUCAUGCCUAAAAAUAAUUUUAAAAAAAGGCAGAAGCAGGUACAUAUUUUCAAAGACAACGUGGGAAUAAACCGCCAAAAAGUACCAGUGAAUGGAUGCGAGAGUACUUCUGCGGGAAAAAAGCAUUGUUUUUCACUUGAGAUCAUACUGGCGUCCUUACUAUUCUCAAUUAUUAUCUCUUGUUCAAUUUAAAAAAAUUAGUAAUUUAUCUCUAUCUAUAACUAGUGAGCAAGAAGUUUCACUUCUGCUGCGCGUGGUCUCCACGCACAUAUUUUUGGCAGUGAUUUUGAUUGUCUUUUUGUUUGAUUGUCUGUAAAUUGUUUUAUCACUUCAAUACAAUAAACAUAUAAACUUGAUAGGCAUAUGCAUUUAUAAAUAUGCAUUCUUGCUGUAUACUGUUUAGAUUCCUGCCGUAUACUGUUUUGAAUAACUGUUCCUAUGUUGACUUUGUCAUUAAACUGCUUAAUUUCAAGAUUUUAUUCAUAAAUCUCUAAACAUGUGGUUUUUGCAAAAUCCAAAAAAAAAAAAACUUUACUUUCAGCUAGCAUUGCUUGUUUCCAAAUUUCGCAAUGCUAAACGGGUGUGUUUUCCAGUAUGUUCAUACUUUUUAUAAUGAGGUUUAAAGUUUAAUUUUUUUUUCUGUUAUGUGUUUGCUACAAGGCAUUUUGCUUUACAAUGCAAACUUGCAGGCUCUCUAUAAAAUUCUGUUACAUUUACUUGUGAUCCAGUUUUUAACACAGAGAAACUGUAGACCAAUUUGAAAAUGAAGCUUGUAACUAACUGUGUGUAAAAUGGUUCGUAGAUAAUUUCUUCUCCAAGGGCAAUUUAGUGUCAAAAUUCUAUUGGUGACAAUUAUACCAUGACCAUUCAUAACUACAGACUCUGGUAGUAUUCAUCCAUUAAUGGCAUUCAUUAGCUUAGUGUUUGAGGGUGCUACCUUUGUAGUUUUGGUUUCUUGGUUUUUACCCUCCUGUAUAUGAACCGCAUGUUGUCCAUUCACAUUAGCUUCAUAUUUAUUGAAUCGAAACCCUCUCUUAAACUAAACUUAUAAAUUUGUGUUAUGUUGUUGAAGUAGUUUGCUUAUUUAAAAAAAUUUAUGUUGUUUGUAGCAUUAAAUUACUGCACUACUUUGGUUAAAUGCAGCCUAAAAAUUUUGAAUUUGAAGAGAUUUUGUUUUAGUCAUGAUGAAUUUAAAAUUAUGUUAGAAACCACAUUUUGUAUAUGGGACUACUAAGCUAGGAAUAAUGAUAUUUAAAUUGUUAAAUUUUGGUUGUUGGUAAUGUAAUGUUCUUUUUCCAACUUAUUUAAUUUUCAAGCAGCACUGGUAAAAACAAAUACAAUUGUCAUUGAUUAAAAAAAAUUUAUGUUGGUAGUUUGCAUAUUCCAGGGGUGUUGAACUGGACCGAUGUAUGGGCCAUACAACCUUAUUAAGAAAGCAUGAUUAAGCUAGUGAUCAAGACAGACAUUGUCAACUUACUAAUUUUAAUAUUUUUAUCAGAAUUUAUAUGUGUGUGUAUGUAUAAUUUAAUCAUAAAAUUACAUUAUUGAAUGUGGUACAAAAAUAAUAUGUUAGUGAGAGGUGGCAAGAACAAGCAUACGCUAUGCAAGAGUCAUAAUGGCAUCUCACAUUUUCUUUUAUCAUAGAAACAACUGCUUAGCAAAUAAGACACGUAGGCUAUAAGACAUGAAGCACUGAAAAGUCACUAAUAAUAUACACACUUGCAUGCUUCAUGUCUUAUAGUCUAUGUAUCUUAUUUGUUAAGCAGUUGUUUCUAUGGUAAAAGAAAAUGAGAUGCCAUUAUGACUCUUGCAUAGCGAACACUUGUUCUGGCCACCUACCUCUCCGUAACAUAUUAUUUUUGUUCCACAUUCAGUAAUGUAAUGUAUGUUUAUGAUCAAUUAUUUUUAUAUAAAUUCAGAUAAAAAUACCAAAAGCACAUCCAUUGAUUCUAUGUUUGAUGCGUUAUCGUUGGGUUGGGCUGAUGUAGAUGGCUUCAGCGCUCGAGGCUUCGUAUUUCGUCAUGCGCGCUCACCACUCUGGGCCACCUGGGCCAAUUCCAUUGCAUUUUCCUGGGCUUCUUUCUUUCUUAAUCGAUAGAGCCGACAUCACUCUGCAUUAGGAAGUCUAGGUGGCCGGUUAUAAAUGGGUGUCACUCGUUGCUUCUUCUAUUUCUUCACUUUUGGUUUGGGCAUUAUCCCUUGCUGCUUGUGUAAAAAAAAAUAUUUUGCUUGAAAUAUUAAAGUUUUUUUUUUUAAAUAUGCAGUGUACACUUUAAUGUAAAGAAUAAAAAAAAAGUUGUUUGGAGCAAAUCAACUAAGUACUUUCGUUGGACUGAACGCUAGCUGCACCUACUAAGUGUUUUAGCGAUCGCUGCUGCGCAGUUAUAUCAUUGUGGUGUAUGCAGGGGAAUGUUGGCGCCAUAGUUUAUCAUUGCCAUCAAAGCCAGUUUUACGAUAGUGUACUAUACAUUUUUCAACUCAAGACACAAAUUUUGUUUUAGCUCUUGUCAUUGGAACAAGAAAAGUAACUAAAGACUGUAUCUGCACACAAGAAAUGCUGGUAUUAGCUAUAUUACUUAUCAAGGAUUGGCCAAUCAAAUCCUCACAUACCAUCAAAUUCUUAGUAUUUGAAUUAUUAGAUAGGUAUUUUAGGAAAACUAUUUGAAAAAAAAUAUUAGAGUAAAUAAAGUAAAUUUAAACAAUUCAAUACUGAUAACCUCUGAAGUUUACUAAAGAAAUUUUUUUCUUCAUACCUAUCCUGUUACCAUUACCUAAGAUAUUGUAUUACAACAUGUAAUUAUAUAAAUAAAAUAACAAUAUGUAUUGAUUCUGGAAACUUAGUUUGUAAAACAAACAUUUAAAUGGUUAAAUAUUUCAACACCAUAGUUAAAAUUUUAAUUUCUUGUGCAUUAUUUUAAUUUUGACCCUUGAGACCUUGAUUAGGACUCCAGGAGUAUAUUCGAGGUACUGUUUGGGAUUCAAAUUAGAGAUUUUGAUUCGAGAACAUUGAGAUUUGGCCCACCACUAUUACGUAAUAUAUUUUUUGUUUUGGAUAAAAUUUAAAGUUGAAACUAAGACAUUGAGGUAGCACUUAUAGAAACUUUGUAUUUUGCAGCGGACCAUAAUUAAAGCUAUCGCGAUUCAUAUGUUUGACACCCCUGGUUUAGUGUAUGGAGACGUAUAUUAAAUUGGUUUAUAACAUCUGUGGUGAGAAAACACCACUUGUGUAUUCUUGCAACUAUUUAAACACAUUAGAUAGCUUUUUUUUUAAAGCUGUGAUAUAGAUUGCAAUAACAGGGCAUUGGCACUCAUUCUUGUCUCCCAAAGAAAAAUAUAAGUUAAAAAAAUUGUAUGUGGUGGAAGAACACUAGUGGUUAACCUAAACGUAUUACUUUAGUAGAAUGCACUGUAAUUAAAAUUGCAGCUAGUGGCUGUAGUUUCGCAACAGGUGGCAGUGUGGCACAUUGUUUUUACAAACAAUUGGUGUGGCACCACUGUAACAAAUCUCUUAUCUAUUGUCAACACAUCUGCUGAGAAAAAUGUAGCAUGUAAAUAGGUUUUUAGCACCUAGCAGAGAGCUGGAAGGCCUUACAUUGUUAAGAAUAUUAAUUGUGUUUUGUGGAUACUAAACCGUCUAAUAUUCUCUUUAAUUAUUGUGAGCUAAUUUAUUUAUGUAUUAAAUAAUUUAAUUCACUUUUGAGUUUAAAAUUAUUUGCUAUUACAUUAAACUUACAUGCUCUCUGAUAACAUUUUGACAGGUCAGUUACAAAAAAAGCUCAGAUUUAUAAAUUAUGCUGCAUUUUAAUUAGUGCUUAUGCAGUGAAAAGGUAGAGCAAAAAAUACAUAAUAAUUUUAUGGAUUCUACUGGAGAGACCAAAAAUACCAGCCAUGUGUUUUCUUGUUCUUAGUGUUGGUAAUUUUUGUAAGGUUUGUUAAUUUUUUUAUUUUAAAAAUGUGUUGGUUUUGCAAUGACAACAAUUUUAUUAAUUGUAAUUAUGAAACAGUUUGUAAUAACCAUAAAGGUUAAAAAUAUCAAAUAAUUAUAUUAAAAUUGUAUAUUAGUUGUAUUAUUCUACAUUUUCUGUUAGGCAGUUAUAUUCAACUAUUUUUUUUUGUGUACAUCUGUUUAUAACACUAUCAGAGUCAUUCACAAAGGUACUGUUAAUAUGUCUCUUUUUUGUAAGACAAAUGGUGAAGAAAGAACAGUUCACUGUAAGAGCAGACAGUAAGUGUUUUUAAAUUUAUAUUGACAACAGAAUAAAUCUAAUAAGUACCUUUUGUUUAUCUGAUAGUACUUUUUAAAAGCAGUAAAUGUGAUAUGAUUCUUUAGUGUAAUUUUUAUAUUGUAAAUAUAUGUAAAUGGUGAAUAUUCACAUGGUGAAAAUGUAUAUGUAAUAACAUUAUAAGUAUGAAUUUAGUGUAUUAGGUAUACUUGUUUUAAUUGUUUAUUUAUACUUUUAGAAAAAUAUUUUCAUCCAAUGAAAAUAAUUGUAAAUAAUGAAUAAACCAUGAAAUUGAAAAUGAACUCUGUUGUUAAUUACACAAUGCAUGAUAAAGUUACAGCAACAUCUCAUCAGAGUUGACUGCUGAGUUUUAAGAUUGUGUGAAAUGAGUUGGCAUAGUGCUGCAUCAAGAUUGAGUAGUGAGAUGACGAAACAUUUUCCAGUGGAAACACACACACACUCAAGUUUUAUAGCAUGUUGAAUAACCCAUAAAUAUUGAAAGCUUUGUAUAACUUUCUCAGGUUAACUCUGCACUUUGUGGCCAUGAAAUGUUUAUGUGGGAACGGUAUGAAUGUUAUGUGUCAAGGACUUGUUUGAUUUCUAAUGCGCGAUUUACACACACACACACACACACACACACACACACACACACACACACGGUGAAUGAAUUACAAAAUAUGUUUUGUAAAAAAAACUUAAUAUUUUACCAGAAUGUGUGUGAGAGUAUGUUUUACUAUCCUGGAAUCAGUAUUAACAUCAAUAUAAGCAAACUUGUUAUAUUUUGUUUUGUACAAGGUGCAGCAAAUUGUUUUCUUGUGAAUGUGUUUAAAUAAAGUUAUUUUAUUUCUUAA
Bacillus rossius redtenbacheri is the source of this 16231-nucleotide messenger RNA. RefSeq names its product E3 ubiquitin-protein ligase ariadne-1 (gene ari-1). Gene Ontology annotation, cellular component: ubiquitin ligase complex; cytoplasm; nucleus. The coding region runs from base 208 to 1716 and encodes 502 amino acids. The record is from RefSeq and is a predicted model, not a curated record. Gene Ontology annotation, biological process: positive regulation of proteasomal ubiquitin-dependent protein catabolic process; ubiquitin-dependent protein catabolic process; protein polyubiquitination. The transcript is spliced from 9 exons. NCBI's taxonomy places the organism in Eukaryota, Metazoa, Arthropoda, Insecta, Phasmatodea, Bacillidae. Gene Ontology annotation, molecular function: ubiquitin protein ligase activity; zinc ion binding; ubiquitin conjugating enzyme binding.